Molecule: messenger RNA, 1980 nt
Organism: Echinococcus granulosus
Lineage: Eukaryota; Metazoa; Platyhelminthes; Cestoda; Cyclophyllidea; Taeniidae
Product: Nucleosome-remodeling factor subunit
Exons: 8
Coding region: 1-1980 (659 amino acids)
Biological process (GO): regulation of transcription by RNA polymerase II
Cellular component (GO): NURF complex
Molecular function (GO): RNA polymerase II cis-regulatory region sequence-specific DNA binding
Source: RefSeq, a predicted model, not a curated record
AUGGAGACACCAAAACCGAUAGUGGUUAGUCAGCCUAGACCGUCCGUCACUCCGGCCGCACCAGUGAUUUCGCAGCCAGCGUUCCGUCCAUUAAUCAUCAAUUCCAAUCGACCACAGGCCAUCAGAACACCCUUGAUGGCUACCUCAGGCCAGCACGUGCCACCACCAGUGCAGCUCACACAGUCUAGCGGUAUUGCUGCCACUGCCACCGCCCCUUGCUCCACACCACGUCGUACCGGUGGUUCCACUGCAGCACCCCUCUCGCCUAACUCCGAGGCGGCUCGGGCGCGGGCGCGCAGUCUGGCGGCCUCACACGCAGCACGCAUAUCUGCAGCGAAUCGGCGCUUCCGCACUGAGAAAGCAGCGCUAGAUACGAGGGUGGCCUCGUUGGUGGAAGAACUGGCCAAUCGGCGGCGACUGAGUGUUAAGUACAUGGCGCUUCAGGUUCAGGAGGAAAUCCUGCAAGCCAAAAAAGCAACGCAGAGGGAGGCCUUAACGGAGCCAACACCACCAGCACCCCCACCGCCACUACCGCCACUGAAGCUGAAAGUACAGACCUCGGAGCGGUUAUCAGCAUCUGCAGGUCGGGGCGAAUCGAAGUCCACUUCUGCCACUACCAGUAAAACCAGGACCACUAGAGCCGGACGUAAGCGGAGGAUCGCAAGGCAACAGCUACUUCAUACACACCCUUCUACACCUCCUACGGCGCCAGCAACGGACUCUGACGAGGAGCACUAUGCCAUGACUUCGCCAUCAAGGCAGGCAAAGAGGAGGAAGGUGGGGGAACUGAAGAACGAAGCCCCUCCAUAUAUUAAAACGGAGGCACCAACCCCCCGCAUCCGCCGUGGGGGCCGUCCUAGUAAAGACAUUGGCUCUCCCACCAAUGGAAAGCGUCGGCGAUGCGAAGAGUUCACAACCUCCUUCUCUCCGGCUGCCAAGGUAGCAACAGCUACUACUAGGAGUAGUCGUGGAAAGGCUCGAGGAAGGUGUGGCAGAGGUGCUUCCAAGUCAACACCUUCAACUUUAUCCAACUCUGCAGUGUCAAGACCACGCCUUUCUAUCCGCACACCAAGGUACCUUCUUGAGGAGGCAGAAAGAGAAAAGGCAGGAACCCGUUCGAGACGGCGCUCUAACAAUGGCGACGGUGAUGCAGCGAAAAGGUCCUACAAGGUGGAGAAGACCGAUGCUUUUGACGAUAAGAGGAUUUAUUGCCUUUGCAGGAAACCCUACGAUCCUUCUCAGGCGUACAUUGGUUGCGAUCUCUGCCAAGACUGGUUUCACUUCACCUGCGUUGGUUUGGAAUCGGGCACCUCUACAGCGGCCUUGGGUGACUCCUGGCUCUGUCCAGAGUGCCAGCGGGCCGAGGACAAGGCGAAGGACGAGGUCUACUGCCUUUGUCGCACACCUUACGACCCCACUCGCGUCUACAUCGCGUGCGAUCGAUGCGAUGAGUGGUAUCAUGCGGAAUGCGUGGGCUUGGAGGCGGAGGCAGUGUCUAAGCACGAGGGUGAAUACAUCUGUCCUAUGUGCACGAAGAGGGCAGAUAAUGUUUCGAAGGGAAAUGAGGAUUUUAAAGGCGGUGAUAGUUAUGACAAGGUGAAGAAAGAGGAGCCAGAAGAGACACAGAAGACACUCUAUGAAGCGCCGUUGACGGAACUGGUCAAAGGGGCCGUGCUGGAGUUGUUUGAUGAUUUAGAGGCACACAAACUCUCUUGGCCUUUCAUGAAGCCGCUACCGCAGUCAGAUCAACAAAAGAAAGGACCUACAGAUUUGGCCAGCUUCAGGGCAGCCUUCGAGCGUGGUGUCUAUCGGUCUCUGGGAGAUAUCUCGUUCGCCAGCAACCGUCUCUUCUCCAACGCUCGCCUUGUCUUCGAUACCACUUCAACAGAGUUCCAUUGCGUGGAAGUGCUGGAAGCCUUCUUCCUCCGACGCAUGAAGGAGGUGCGUAGUCUCUCUCAACAAGCCUCUCCCUCUUCCUGA